AUGCCAAGCCGCCACCACCUUCUCUGCAUUCUGUCCCCUUCUCUCUCCCUCGUCUUCUUCUUCUUCUUGCUGAGCUUCCAUGGCGGCCACUCCGCUUUCCCAACCAUUUGCGAAUCACAGUCUCAAUGCGGCAACGUCUCCAUCAAGUAUCCAUUCUCGACCGUCAGCGACGCCCCCGUAUACUGUGGCUACCCACAACUCAGAAUCAGUUGCCCGUAUGUCGAUGAUCCCCCGACCGUCUCUCUUCUGGGCGACACCUACCUCGUUACCGAAAUCAACUACGUCGAAGAAACCCUUACUCUCGUCGACAUCAACGUCGCCGACCGGAUAUGCACCAGGGCCAGCCAUAACCUCACGAUCAACUCGCUCCCGCUCGGUUACAACUCUGCUGAUGUCAAUGUCACCUUCUUCUUUAACUGCAGCACCCCUCCGUUGGUGCCCAUUCUCGCCAGGGCCAUCGAUUGCUUGCGAUCUGGUGGUAAGCAGUCGUAUGUGUUCGUGGACAUGAGCCCCGAUAAGGCGGCGGCGAUUCAUGAGGCGUGGGGCUGCGAGGAGGCAGUAGUGGCGGCGGUGAAGCGGACGGAGGUGACAACGGCAAACGGGGGGGACGAGCUCGCUGGGGCGAUGAGCGAGGGGUUCGCGCUUGACUGGGCGGCGGUGAGGGAGUGCGGCGCGUGCGAGCACUCCGGCGGGCGGUGCGCGUUCAACCAGAAUGAGCAGUUGCUAUGCUUCUGCGAGGACGGGUCAAAUCACACGGACGGCUCGUUUUGCAAAGCUUCCAGCUACUUCAAGCCGUUCCGAGAGUGUGUUCCCUAUCCUUGUGGAGAUCAAGAAAUCAGCUAUCCUUUCAGGCAUAAUGAGCGACCGAGUUACUGUGGGUAUCCAGGCUACGAGCUUGACUGUGAUGGAGGUAACUUGACCCUUCUGUCCAUGGAGUCCCUAAAGUAUCAGGUGAUCCACAUGGAUAGGAGCGAGCAGAUCCUUAAGGUGGCGAGGAUGGAUUUAUUGAAAGAUAUAUGUCUUGCAGCACAUGUCAACACCACUUUAAACUGCAGUCUCUUCAACUACACUUCCAUUUACCUCAAUUCUACCUUAUUCUACAAUUGCAACUCAUUGUCAACCCAUUCAGAUUAUUGGUUCUCUUGUCCCACGUCUGGGGAUGGCUGCUUUGCUUUUGAUGCGGACCGUAAAAUCCACCUACACGAGGUCUGCAACUUCAGUGUCUUCGUCCCAAUUGUACCAACUGAACCUCUGGGUCUACCAAUAUCGAAGCUUUUGUCUCCCCGCGCCAAAGUCUUGGUCUUCGGGAGGCCAAAUCAAGUGAUUCUCGUCGGUGCAUUGGGGUCAAGUCGUUCCAAAAGCAACAUCAUUCUUUAUCCCUCUGCAUCCUCUUCCUUUAUAUAUGUACCCUCCUUGUUUUGCUCCAACACCAUCUCCCUCCGGAUGGAUCUUUCCAUGUCGUGUUCCUCUUUCUCCUUGCUCUUCUUCUUCAUCUCCCUCCAUAUUCAGUUCCCUAUGCCAGCUUCUGGCGAAUUCCAGCCGUUUCAAGAUUGCACUCCUUUUGAUUGCGGAAAGCAACAAAUCAGCUAUCCUUUCAGGCAUAUCAGGCGACCAAGUUACUGUGGGUAUCCAGGCUACGAGCUCGACUGUGAUGGAAAUUACACAACCCUGUCCAUGGAGUCCCUGAAAUAUCGCGUGAUCCACAUAGAUUGGAGCGAGCAUGUCCUUGAGGUGGCGAGGACAGAUUUAUGGGACGAUGUAUGUCCUAGAAUACUUGUCAACACCUCUUUAAACUUCAGUCUCUUCAACUACACUUCACGUUACUUCAAUUCCUCCUUAUUCUAUAAUUGCAAUUUGUGGCCCCCUCAACAUUAUCAUUGGUUCCAUUGUCCCCUGUAUGGACUUGGCUACUUUGCCCUAUAUGCUGAUCGUGCAAAACCACUACACAAGCGAUGCAACUUCAGUGUCCUUGUCCCAAAUUCACAUAGUGAAGCUCCGGGUCUAGCACCACCACCGGAGGGCAGCGAUCAUAGUGCUUCUAAUGCUGCUAUUAGUGAGUUCCUGAGCAAAGGCUUUGAGAUCACCUCGAUCGUCAACACAUUCGCAAUGCGAAAAAUGCAACAAAUCAGGGGGAAGAUGCGGUUAUGA
Molecule: messenger RNA, 2148 nt
Organism: Eucalyptus grandis
Lineage: Eukaryota; Viridiplantae; Streptophyta; Magnoliopsida; Myrtales; Myrtaceae
Exons: 3
Coding region: 1-2148 (715 amino acids)
Molecular function (GO): polysaccharide binding
Source: RefSeq, a predicted model, not a curated record